AUGGAUGACGGCUAUCAGAAUGAAGACUAUUGGAAUGAAGAUUACCAGAAUGACAUUCUUUCAGACAAAUUUUCUCAGAAUGCUGAAGUUUCCUCAGAGUCAGAACCUGGAAGCGCAGAAACAACACCUUUUCUGUCUCUAGAAUCAGUGGUUUUGGACCAGCAAGGAUAUAAGAAUGCUGCGCAGGAAUAUGAGUAUAUCGGGUUUUCUGGCAUCCGGCUGAGAAGGCUACCAGAGAAGGGAGAGGAAAGAGAACCAGGUGAAAAGAAUUCCUGCUCUGAAAUCCUGUGGUCCUCCUUGAGCUUCCAGGUUUAUUCUUCUUUAUUUGCAGCACUGUUUACAUCUGAGGACGGCAAGUGGGGACCCUUUGGCAGGAAACCCUUCAUGAUCUUCUCAGUUCUGUUGCUCUGCUCCUUGAUCAUAACAACAGCUACACUCAUAAUGGCAUGUCUUAGAUGCUUUCCAAAGUGUGCAGAUGACUGGUAUAAGUUUCAGGAAAAAUGCUACUACUAUUCCACAGAAAAAAUGCAACAGAAUACAGCUAGAAGUUUCUGCCAAGCCCUAGGUGCAGAUCUAAUAGUGAUUGACAGUGAAAAUGAACAGGACUUUCUGAAAGAUGAACUGCAGAUAAGCGAGAACACUUGGAUUGGACUGACUUACAUAGAGGCUGAAAGAAAGUGGAUGUGGCAAGACUUCAAAAAUCAUUCCUACACAAACUGGGAUGGAAGGACAGAACCAAUCAGUUCCCGAUGCUGUGUGAUUUUGGACCCCAAGUAUGAAUUAAAAUGGAAGAACACCGAGUGCCUAAGACGCUUGGGCUUCAUUUGUGAAAAGAGCAGGCACAUUGCCUGUGCCCUGCAGUCCCCAUUCUUACCUCAUUGAAACUUGGCUAAUUUGUGGGCGUGUACAAGCAGAAUUGAUUCAUAGGAGUGUUUUUUUAAAGGUUGCAAGAACUUGCAGGGUU
Messenger RNA from Podarcis muralis (Common wall lizard), 964 nucleotides. The record is from RefSeq and is a predicted model, not a curated record. Lineage: Eukaryota; Metazoa; Chordata; Lepidosauria; Squamata; Lacertidae.